Molecule: messenger RNA, 2687 nt
Organism: Hibiscus syriacus
Lineage: Eukaryota; Viridiplantae; Streptophyta; Magnoliopsida; Malvales; Malvaceae
Product: protein JOKA2-like
Exons: 7
Coding region: 167-2581 (804 amino acids)
Molecular function (GO): zinc ion binding; protein binding
Source: RefSeq, a predicted model, not a curated record
AAAAAAAAAAAAAAGGGGAAAAAAAAGCUUCCGCCACAAGGAAAGGAACUCUUGGGCUUCCGUUCCGUAUUUACUCGCUAACUAUUUUAGCCUCUUCUAGGAUUUGGGGUUUCUUUAACCUCUCCAUUUCUUCUUUCAUUUGCUGUUAUUUUUCUUCUCAUAAGCAAUGGAAUCAAAUCUCGUCAUCAAGGUUAUGUACGGCGAUACUCUAAGGCGUUUCAAUGCUUCGAUUGUUGAUGGUGGACGCCUGGAUCUUAAUAUUGAUGGACUGAGGGAAAUAAUUAUUGGGCUCUUUAAUUUUCCUUCUGAUACUCAACUUAGUAUGACAUAUAUUGAUGAAGAUGGGGAUAUUGUUACCCUCGUUGAUGAUGAUGAUUUGUGUGAUGUGAUGAGGCAACGCCUUAAAUUCUUGAGGAUUAAUGUGCAGUCCAAUAAGGGAAAGCUCGACAAACCUCACGCUAGAACAAGUGGUGGUUCUACUCCCUUAAGAUCCCCAUCUGUUCAGCCUCCAUUGCCAACCUUUAAUAGUGAUGCUACUGAUGUAGUGAAUUCUGUUCCGAUGCAUAUUCGUGAUGCGCUAAAUGAAGUUUUCUCAAAGCUUUCAGUUGAAGUUGCUUCAAAAGCUGCAUCUGCUAGUCCAUUGUUGGGUGAUCUGGUGGAAUCCUUGUCGAAGGUGGGACAAUCCUAUCUGAGUCCUGCUUCCCAAUCUGGAGUUGUUGCUGAUUCAACCAAGCCUGUUGGAUCUCCUGAUAGCCCUGCUGCACCAUCUGCUCCAACAUGUCCGGAUGGUAAUUUACGAACAUCUUUAUCAAAAGUUACAGCUGUUGAUUCAAGUUCCAAGGCUAGAAAGGAAUCCAACACUGGAAAUGCAUCAAGGGAUGUGGAUGGUACUGUUAUUUCUGGUCCAGUUGCCGUUGAUUUGAAUACUAAUCCUCAUGCUGCUAACCUUACUAGAUAUUCUACCUUGUCAUCUGGACCAUCUACAUCGAACAUUUUUACUCAUACUGAUAAGAAAAACAUAAAGAAGAACAAUCGUCGUAUCAAGGGGAAGAGCAUUAGCAUUGACACAUCAACUCCUUUCCUUGAUACUGCAAGGAGACAUUAUCCUUCAAAUGAAUGCCCCUUCAGUGGAGUGCCUGUACCAAAUGACGCCAAUGUGCCUCCAUAUUCAUACAAUCCCUUUAGUCCAAGUAAAAGUAGCUUUGCUUCGACUGAUGGAAAUGGUAUGUUUAAUACAUUCCACAAGGGAAUUCAAUGUGAUGGUUGUGGGGUUCUUCCCAUCACUGGACCUCGGUUCAAGUCCAAAGUGAAAGACAAUUAUGACCUCUGCAGCAUCUGCUUUUCUAAAAUGGGAAAGGAAUCUGAGUACAUGAGAAUGGACAAACCUCAACAUUACCGGCAUCCAUGGUGGUUUAGGGCAUCAAAUAAUCACUUUCAAGGGGUUGGUCCAGAACUCCCGCGUGUCUUGAGGAAUCGUGUACUAAAGUUAGCUUGGCCCAGACUUGAAAGUCACUUUGUCUUCGAUGUCAAUGUACUUGAUGGGACUGUAAUGGCUCCAUCUACACCAUUUACAAAGAUCUGGCGGAUGCACAACAAUGGUACUCUGCCUUGGUAUCGUGGGAUGCAACUUGUAUGGAUUGGGGGAGACAAGUUAACAGAUGCAAUCUCAGUUGAUUUAGAGAUUCCUGCUGAGGGUGUGCCUCUUGAUGGGGAACUGGAUAUUGCUGUUGAUUUUACUGCACCGGAGGUUCCUGGUCGAUAUGUUUCUUACUGGAGGAUGGCAUCUGAAUCUGGCAUGAAGUUUGGACAACGUGUUUGGGUUCUCAUCCAGGUUGAUGCUUCCCUGAAGGGUUCAGUUGAUGAUAACCUUCAUGGUUUGAACUUGAAUUUGCCUCCUGAAACCAGUGUCCCAAAAGAUACUGAGAUCGUGGAUAUGAAUGUUGAUCUUAUCACAGAGCCUUGGAACUCUAAUGCAACCCAUGUGCCGGUAAGUUCCAUGGGUGGUGAACAGUCAACAAAGGAACAGCUAGUGAACAACAGUGAUGUCCCACACCCUGUUCCCCCAUCUUCAGUUGUUACUUAUCCCUUAAUUGAUGAUGGAGAUGUUGUAGUAUCUGUUUCCCUACCACCUACACUAUCUUUAUCCGAGGAGUAUCCCAUCAGUGACAAAGGCGUCUCAGCCCCUGCUGUUCCACAAACAUCAUCUUCAUCUGUGUUUUAUCCCCAAAUCGAUUUCUCAGAAGCUGCUCCUGUAGGACCCUAUCAAGUGCCACUCUCAAUCAGCAAACAAGCAGCUACUCAAGAGGAGAGUGAAAACACUGUUGAGCAGACUCUACUUAAGGAACUUGAAGACAUGGGAUUCAAGCAGGCUGAUUUGAACAAGGAUAUUUUGAGGAGGAAUGAAUACGAUCUGGAGAAAUCUGUUGAUGAUCUUUGUGGGGUGUCUGAAUGGGAUCCGAUCCUCGAGGAGCUGCAGGAAAUGGGUUUCUGUGAUGCAGAAGUAAACAAGAAACUGCUGAAGAAGAACAAUGGAAGCAUCAAGGGAGUUGUUAUGGAUCUUCUAACUGGAGAAGGUGCUUAAAUUAUUAUGGAUGGGGGCCUCUUGGUUUCUUGGCUUUUUAUUAUAUAUAAAUAAAUCAAGUGUGUAUCGAAAUCUUGUCAAUGUGAACUGCUGCUUUUAGUUUUUA